AUGGCGAAGAAGGUGGCGUGGCUCCUGCUGCUACUCAUAUCAGUGUGCGUGCCGGGCCUUCAAGCUUGGGCCCUGAAACUACCGUUUCACCCGCGUGAUGUGCUUCCUCUGCUGCCGAGACAGGUUUCAUGGCCCAUCCUCAACCGCCUCCACAGCGCCGUCGAUAUCCUCCCGGUCUUCGUCGGUGCCGCUUCUUCGCCGGACGAAUUUCUCGAGUGGAAGGGCGCGUGCUUCUACAAGAACAAAGCGUGGAUGGUGUUUCACAACAAGAGCGGUACUCAAUUCGGCGGCGGAACCCUUCACAUUAAGGUUAGCAAUGCUCACAGUUGGACAUGCAUGGAUCUUUAUAUUUUUGCUACCCCAUAUCGUGUAACAUGGGAUUACUAUUUCCUGGCCCGUGAGCAUACGCUUGAUAUCAAAGCAUGGGAAGGGAAAGCAGAGUACGAGUAUGUGAAAAACCAUGGGUUAUCAAUUUUCCUCUUGCAAGCUGGGAUGUUGGGGACCCUUGAAGCCCUUUGGGAGGUCUUCCCUCUAUUUACAAAUACUGGAUGGGGCGAGAACUCCAACAUUAAUUUUUUGGAGAAACAUAUGGGAGCUUCUUUUGGAGUGCGCCCUCAGCCUUGGGUUACAAAUAUCAGUACUGAUGACAUCCAUUCUGGAGAUUUCCUUGCCGUUUCGAAAAUACGAGGACGGUGGGGUGCUUUUGAGACUCUAGAGAAGUGGGUUAGUGGAGCUUAUGCUGGUCACACUGCUGUUUGCCUAAGAGACUCCAAUGGGAAGCUUUGGGUUGGAGAGUCAGGACAUGAGAAUGAGGCGGGAGAAGAUAUAAUUGCUGUGAUGCCAUGGGAAGAGUGGUGGAACUUUGAACUGAAUAAAGAUGAUUCUAAUCCCCACAUUGCACUGCUUCCAUUGCACCCUGACGUGCGUGCCAGGUUUAAUGAGACUGCCGCAUGGGAGUAUGCAGUGAGCAUGAUAGGAAAACCUUAUGGCUACCAUAACAUGAUCUUCAGUUGGAUAGACACUUUAACUGGAAACUAUCCGCCCCCCUUGGAUGCUAAUGUGGUUGCUUGCGUUAUGACAAUCUGGAGUCAAAUCCAACCUGAUUAUGCUGCAAAUAUGUGGAAUGAAGCCCUGAACAAACGACUUGGAACUAAAGGACUUGACCUUCCAGAAGUUCUAGUAGAAGUUGAAAAGCGUGGAUCAUCUUUUGAUGAACUUCUGACAAUUCCUGAACAGGAUGAUUGGGUCUACAGUGAUGGGAAGUCAGCUUCUUGCAUUGCUUUUAUACUUGAGAUGUACAAGGAGGCAGGGCUGUUUGAUCCAAUUGCUAGUUCUGUUCAAGUGACAGAGUUUACGAUAAAAGAUGCUUACAUUCUCAAUUUUUUUGAGAACAAUUCUAGUCGCUUACCAAAAUGGUGCAAUGAUGGAGACACGGUGAAGCUUCCUUAUUGUCAAAUUAAAGGAAAGUAUCGAUUGGAAUUACCUGGAUACAACACCAUGCCACCAUACUCUCAUAUGAAUGAAAGGUGCCCAUCUCUUCCUCCCAAGUACUCCAGGCCCAAUGGUUGCUAG
Molecule: messenger RNA, 1572 nt
Organism: Sphenostylis stenocarpa
Lineage: Eukaryota; Viridiplantae; Streptophyta; Magnoliopsida; Fabales; Fabaceae
Source: the annotation of a GenBank genome assembly